AUGAAGAUCCAAUCUGCGUUCACUCUCGUCCUCGCUCUUGGCUUUCUUGGAAGCAUCUCACUUGGGAGCCCACUCUGCCCAGGAUGCGGCUUGCCAGGCGUCAAACUCGACUCGUCCGCGACUCUCAACGUAGACCCUGCGGAUGCUGCUGUUGGUUCAGGCCCCUCUCCUGUUGAUUUCGCGGCAGCGGCCUCGACGGUCAACCCAGAUUGCCCAGGCUGCGUUAUGCCGCGCAGCAAAGAAGGCGAUUCGGCUCCUAACCCAGACACCGUGAACGCCGAUAUCAGUACAAGCGCCGUUGACUUCGCGGCGGCGACGUCGAAGGUCAACCCAGAUUGCCCGGGCUGUGGUUUGCCAGGCUCUGCAGUUGUAGCCGCUGCAUCAUCGACGGCUACCCCAGAUUGCCCAGGCUGUGGUUUACCAGGCUCUGCAGUUGUAGCCGCUACAUCAUCGACGACCACCCCGGAUUGCCCUGGCUGCGGCAUUCCAAGCAGCGCAGUUAGUUCGUCUACGGCUCUCAAUGUAGACGCUGUAAACACUGCUAUCGGCUCAAGUCCCUCUCCUGCCGAUUUCGCUGCUGCAUCAUCAACGACCGAGCCAUGCCCAGGCUGCGGUAUGCCUGGCUCCACAAGCACGCCGACGAAGGAAACCAAGCGAUCAGCCACAGUGGAAGUACCAGCAGCAGCCAGCACCGUCUCCCAGGCCUGUCAGGACUGCACCAUCCCCGCUGCUGCUCUUCCUUCCGGUCAAGUCUAACGCGAUGCAUGGCGGGCCCUCCAUCCAGGAGUUUAGCGAUAGGAGAAUCCUGACGCUGUGCCAGUUGUAGUUCGACUGAUCUAUAUUAUGGCCUGUGG
Molecule: messenger RNA, 854 nt
Organism: Fomitiporia mediterranea MF3/22
Lineage: Eukaryota; Fungi; Basidiomycota; Agaricomycetes; Hymenochaetales; Hymenochaetaceae
Exons: 2
Coding region: 1-756 (251 amino acids)
Source: RefSeq, a predicted model, not a curated record